UCAAUUCUGGAGAAUAUUCGCUAGGGCAUGCUUGCGUGGCCUUCCCGCCCCGUCGGCCGCCACGUGGCGUCGUGUGGAUAAGAUCCUUGUUGUUCUUGGCGGCUAUGGCGGCCGUGGCCGCGGCGUUAGGGCCGCUCCCGCCGCGCCAUCACCAGAUUCCCCGCGGAAUCGGCUCCAGCAAUCCGGGAAAUGCGACUCCACUGCCGCCGCCGCCGCCGCCGCCGCAUUCCCAGUCGCUCCUCUCGCAGCUCCAGCAGCACGAUCGCGGUGAGCAGCAGCAGCAUUUGGAGAAUGAAUCGCGGAAAGGCGAUCGCGAGCUGGAGAAGAGCUUCCUGGAGGCGCUGUCGGGGCAUCGAACGAGGAGCGCGCAAGAGACGCAAGAAACCCUAACCAGGUUAGUGGUGUGCUCGCCGAGUUCUUCCUCCUCCUCGCGAAGGUCUCGCCGCCUGUCCGUGACAUCCGUGGGACGAGUCCUCCUCAAUCUCAAGGAUGCCGAUGCCGCGCUCAUCUUCUUCUACUGGGCCUCGAAUCACAUCCAUCCCGCGACCUUCUGCUACAAUUGCUUGCUCGAGGCGCUGGUGAAAUCGGGCAGGCAUCGCCAGGCCUAUCGGAUCUUCACGGAGGAGAUGCUCCCAAUCUGCCAGCCCGAUGUCUACACCUACGCGGCGCUCCUCCGGGGGUUCUGCCGUGGCGGAGAGAUCGAUCAAGCCCAGCGAUGCUUCGACGAGAUGCGAUCCAAGAACCUGGUGCCCAACGUGUUCCUGUGUAGCAUCUUGAUCGACGGGCUGUGCAAGGCCAAGCGGUCGAUCGACGCGCUGCGGUGCUUCCGCGCGAUGCAAGGCUCCGGGAUCGUGGCGGACACGGUGAUCUACACCGCGCUCCUCUCGGGGCUGUGGAAGGAGAAGCGGCUGGAUCAAGCGCUGGCCAUCCUACACGAGAUGCGGGACCAUGGAUGCGAGCCAAACGUGGUGACUUACAACUCGCUCAUCGAUGGGCUGUGCAAGAACAACGAGCCCGAUCGCGCGCAGGAGCUCUUCGAGCAUAUGAAGAGCGUGGAGUGCUCGCCAUCGAUGGUGACUUACAACACGCUGCUAGAUGGGCUCUUCCGGACUGGCAAGCUCGAGCGCGCCAUGGCGCUCUUCCAGGAGAUGCUGGAUCGCCGCUCCCACGACGUGAUCUCCUUCAACAUCCUCGUCACUGGGCUGUGCCGCGCCGGGAAGAUCGAGACCGCGCUGGAGUUCUUCCGCAAGAUGGACGAUCGCUGCUCGCCAAACGUGAUCACUUACAGCGUGCUCAUCGAUGGGCUGUGCAAGGCCAACCGGGUGAGCCAGGCGGUGGAGCUCCUGGAAUCCAUGAAAGCUCGCGGCUGCUCGCCGGACGUGAUCACCUACACGAUCCUGGUGGAUGGGCUUUGCAAGGAGAGCAAGGUGGCGGCGGCCUGGGAAGUUCUUCGCGAGAUGCUCGACGCUGGAUGCGUCCCCAACCUGGUGACUUACAACUCGCUGCUGCAUGGGCUGUGCCGCGCGAGGCGAGUGAGCGACGCGCUGGCGCUCAUGCGCGACAUGACUUGCCGCGGCUGUACGCCCAACGUCGUGACGUACGGUACACUCAUCGAUGGGCUGUGCAAGGUGGGGCGAGUCAAGGACGCGUGCGCGAUGCUGGCCGACAUGAUCGACAAGGGCGGUACGCCGGACCUCAUGAUCUACAACAUGCUCAUCAACGGGCUGUGCAAGGCGGACCAGGUGGACGAGAGCAUCGCGCUGCUGCGCCGCGCGGUAUCCGGCGGUAUCAAGCCCGACGUGGUCACGUACAGCAGCGUCAUCUACGGGCUGUGCCGCUCCAACCGCUUGGACGAGGCGUGCCGCCUGCUGCUCUACGUCAAGUCGCGCGGCUGCCCGCCCGACGUGAUCCUCUACAGCACGCUCAUCGACGGGCUUUGCAAGGCCGGCAAGGUGGACGAGGCGUUUGAUCUCUACGAGGUGAUGGCCGGCGAUGGCUGUGACGCCGACGUCGUGACGUACAGCACGCUCAUAGACGGGCUGUGCAAGGCCGGGAGAGUGGACGAGGCGCAUUUGCUGCUGGCCAGGAUGGUCCGGAUGGGGACGCCGCCAUCGACCAUGACUUACAACUCGCUCAUCAAGGGGCUGUGCGAUCUCAAUCACUUGGACGAGGCGAUCGAGCUGGUGGAGGAGAUGGAGCGGAGUAACUGCGCUCCCAGUGCCGUGACUUACAACAUCCUGAUCCACGGGAUGUGUAGGAUGGAGAGGGUGGACUCGGCGGUGGUGCUGCUGGAGCAGGCCAAGGCGAGGUGUGUUGCCGCCGGCGGUACCGCGCUGGAUACCAUUGCGUACAGCUCGCUUAUUGAUGGGCUGUGCAAGGCGGGCAGGGUGGCCGAGGCGCUGGACUACUUCCAGGAGAUGAUUGACAAUGGUGUCAUUCCAGAUCAUAUAACUUAUAGCAUCUUGCUAGAGGGGCUCAAGAAGAGCAAGGAUUUGCAUGAGCUGCGGCACCUAGUGCUAGAUCAAAUGGUCCAACUUGGGUACCGUUAACGAGCAUGCAUAUUCUAACUCUCCAAACAUUUGAAGCAAUUGUACCUUUUCAUUAGUAUAUAAUUUGAAUAAAGCAAUUUCUAACCAAAACAA
Messenger RNA from Selaginella moellendorffii, 2642 nucleotides. Its product is annotated as pentatricopeptide repeat-containing protein At1g09900. Lineage: Eukaryota; Viridiplantae; Streptophyta; Lycopodiopsida; Selaginellales; Selaginellaceae. Gene Ontology annotation, molecular function: protein binding. The record is from RefSeq and is a predicted model, not a curated record. The transcript has a single exon. Bases 105 to 2549 code for a protein of 814 amino acids.